Messenger RNA from Ciona intestinalis (vase tunicate), 1062 nucleotides. The record is from RefSeq and is a predicted model, not a curated record. Lineage: Eukaryota; Metazoa; Chordata; Ascidiacea; Phlebobranchia; Cionidae.
AGCUACCAAUGUAAUUAAUCAGGGAGUAUAGAUGUAGUGUUGGAACAGCCGAAGUGUCAAGUAUGACAAUGGAGGUUGUAUGAUGUCAUGGUCACAGUUAAUUAAUAGCUCUACUUUAUGCGACGUCAUUUUGACGUAAUAAAUGACGACAUAGCUUGAACACCAUUUAAUGAAAUAUAUAUUCCAGUUGAUAUACUGAUAUACUUUACUUAUAAUAUUCAUAUUAUUCUGACGUCACAAGAGCCAUAAUGACGACAUAUAAAACAUUCUACAUCUUUCUAUUGUUCGUCACAGCGGGAUGUGCAGACAUUGUGACGCAAUACUUGCAUUGUUACGAUUGUUUAUAUUACAACAAACAUCAUUAUCACGUGGAUAACUGCCAGAUGAACAUGUCAUAUUUCCCACAAUUUCUACAAAGAUGUAAAACAACUGACGUUUACUGCAGGAUUGAACGAAUCAGAGUUCAGGGAACGGUGACGCGUUUGGAACGAAGUUGUUCGGAAUCUUGUUACUAUGGCUGCAGGUACAAAGGUUGGGGAAUACUGACAGAAACGUGCACGUCAUGUUGUAACACUGAUGGGUGUAAUGUGGGAAACAAAUCAACAAAGUUAAACCCAAGCUUUCAUGUAUUUAGAUUCACCAUCAUGUACUUGCUAUACAUAUAUUGGUGAUGGGAGAACUCAAACACUUUGUUACUAAUGCUCACUGAGUUGUACAAACCAACUGUACAUAAAUAGAAUAUACCAGCUGUACUAUAUGCAUGAAUGUAUAAGAACACAUGAACAUCUACAUUCAUUUCCUCUACUGCUGUACUUGAAACAUAUGUUGAUUAUAUUUUAAAACCAAAGAAUGCAGAGUUUUAUGCUCAGUUCUGCCACCAUCUGCCGACGAAAGCAAUCAGUUUUUUCUUUGUAACAACAGAAAUAAAUCUGUAUUUUGUUGUAAAAUAAAAUUGAGGAAAAUAACUUGUUCAAUAUAUAUUGGUGAUGUAAUAAUACUUCCAUUGUUUGUUUGUAAAUAAAGUUGUUUGUUGUUUAAUUGUAAUCAACACAACCAAGCCAA